GUGGAAUCUCUAUCCACUCCAACAAAUGCUCAAACAAAUUGGAAAUCCAGAACUACAAAGUUGCAGUUGUAAACUGUCGGAACUUCAGUGAAGCUUCGUCUGUACUGACACCGCACCUUUUUUGAAGUCUCACCGGAUAGAUUGUUGCUCUGACUGACUGGGGGCUAACUUGCCAUUACCUUGGAAUAUUUUUUAUCCGGGAACGAUUUUUUUCUGUGUCAUGGAUGGGAUGGCCUUUGAAGAAACUUGACAGCUGUUAGGAAUUGUCUUCAGGAGUUACAUUUUACAAAAAAAAAAAAAAAAAAAAAAAACAAACAAAAACGUUUUAAACUUAUUUUAACUACAUCCAUAAAAAUGGAUCAGGCAAGUGGAGGAGAAGAUCCAAACAAGCCAUCUAAAAAGAAAUCUGGAGAAGAUGAGAAUAAAAACAAAAAGCUGAAUAUACACAUUAAAACACUGGCUGACGACAUGCGUGAUCGGAUCACCAGCUUCCGCAAGCAAGGGGGGAAGAAGGAGAAGCCCUUCAUCCAGCACCCCACCGACCCCCUGUCCCCCCAGGCAGAGCUGCCCAAACCCCAGCCCUUCAUCGACUCCAUGAGCUCCAUGAACCUCUCCGAGAAGGAAAUCAUCGACCUGUUUGAGAAGAUGAUGGAGGACAUGAACCUGAACGAGGAGCGCAAGGCCCCACUCCGGGGGAAGGACCUGAGCACCAAGCGCGAGAUGGUGGUCCAGUACAUCUCGGCCACUGCCAAAUCCAUAACUGGAAGCAAAGUGCCGGGAGGCCUGAGGAACAGCAAGCACGAGUGCACCCUGUCAUCCCAGGAGUACGUUCACGAGCUGCGCUCCGGCAUCACCGACGAGAGGCUGCUCAACUGCCUGGAGUCCCUGCGCGUCUCCCUGACCAGCAACCCUGUCAGCUGGGUGAAUAACUUUGGCCAUGAAGGACUGGGUCUGCUUUUGGACGUGCUCGAGAAGCUGCUGGACAAGAAGCAACAAGAGAGCAUUGAUAAGAAAAACCAGCACAAGCUUAUCCAGUGCCUCAAGGCCUUCAUGAACAAUAAGUAUGGCUUGCAAAGGAUUCUUGGCGACGAGAGGAGUCUCUUGCUCCUUGCCAGAGCCAUUGAUCCCAGACAGACCAGCAUGAUGACCGAGAUAGUCAAGAUCCUGUCUGCUGUCUGCAUCAUAGGAGAGGAGAACACCCUGGACAAAAUCCUGGCGGCCAUGACCAUUGCUGCGGAGAGGAAUAACAAGGAGAGAUUCGCUCCGAUAGUAGAAGGCCUCGAGAACCAAGAGGCCCAGCAGCUGCAGGUUGCCUGCAUGCAGCUGAUCAAUGCCCUGGUGACUUCCCCGGAUGAGUUGGACUUCAGGAUACAUCUUCGCAACGAGUUCCUGCGUUGUGGCCUCAAGAAGAUCCUACCGGAGCUGGAGAUGGAGGAGCUCGACAUCCAGCUGAAAGUCUUCAACGAGAACAAAGAGGAAGACCGAGAGGAGCUGUCUCACCGUCUCGACGACAUCCACGCCGAGAUGGAUGAUAUGAACGAGGUGUACCACCUCCUGUCUAACAUGGUACGAGACACUGCAGCCGAGCCCUACCUUCUGUCCAUCCUCCAGCACCUGAUGCUCAUCAGGAACGACUACUACAUCAGGCCUCAGUACUACAAGGUCAUUGAGGAAUGCGUGGCUCAGGUGGUUUUACACCGCAGUGGGAUGGACCCGGACUUCGGGUACCGGGAGCGUCUGGAUGUGGACUUCACCCACAUGAUUGACCAGUGUGUGGACAAGGCGAAAGUGGAGGAGAGCGAGCAGAAGGCCACCGAGUUCUCGAAAAAGUUCGAUGAGGAGUUCAGCGCACGACAGGAAGCCCAGGCUGAGCUCCAGAAGCAGGAGAAAAUCAAAGGUCUGGAGGCGCAGAUCACCACACUGCAGGCUCAGUUAACUAGUGAGAGAGACAAGCUCAAAGAGGCUGAAAAACUCCUCAGUGAAUCUGCUGGAAAGGUUGCAGCUGGUCCAGUGGCCACCGGUGCCCCUCCCCCUCCACCACCACCAGGUGGCGCUCCUCCACCCCCUCCUCCUCCUCCUCCCCCGCCUCCACCUGGAGGUGGUCCCCCUCCACCUCCCCCGCCCCCUCCC
Messenger RNA from Alosa sapidissima (American shad), 2130 nucleotides. It is a transcript of the gene diaph2, whose product is annotated as diaphanous-related formin 2. The transcript has 19 exons. The annotation marks the transcript as partial. NCBI's taxonomy places the organism in Eukaryota, Metazoa, Chordata, Actinopteri, Clupeiformes, Clupeidae. Gene Ontology annotation, cellular component: actin filament; cytoplasm. Gene Ontology annotation, biological process: actin filament polymerization; actin cytoskeleton organization. Gene Ontology annotation, molecular function: actin binding; small GTPase binding; microtubule binding. The record is from RefSeq and is a predicted model, not a curated record.